Menidia menidia (Atlantic silverside) is the source of this 1083-nucleotide messenger RNA. NCBI's taxonomy places the organism in Eukaryota, Metazoa, Chordata, Actinopteri, Atheriniformes, Atherinopsidae. The record is from the annotation of a GenBank genome assembly.
AUGGAGGUGGCGGCCAUGGCGUGGGUGGAGGGCAGCCCGUACUCGGCGUCCACGCGGGUCUCCAGCUUGACCACCGGCGGGGAGGGGGGGCGGGGCAGCUUCAGCACGUCCUUCAUCACCUGGCCCACGUACAUCACCACCUACGGGAGACAGACGCCCGGUGCGAGCCACUCGGAUGACGGCUCGGACGUGGAAUCGGAGCCCGAUCUGCCCCUGAAGAGGAAGCAGCGGCGCAGUCGGACCACCUUCACCGCCGAGCAGCUGGAGGAGCUGGAGAGGGCUUUCGAGAGAACGCACUACCCCGACAUCUACACCAGGGAGGAGCUGGCCCAGAGAGCCAAGCUGACCGAGGCCAGGGUGCAGCGAAUAGAGCAUGGUCUCCUCUUCCAGGUGUGGUUCAGCAACAGGAGAGCACGGUGGAGGAAGCAGGCGGGAGCCAAUCAGCUGAUGGCAUUCAAUCACCUCAUCCCUGGAGGGUUCCCACCCUCAGCCAUGUCCAGCAUCCCACCCUACCAGCUCCCGGACAGCCCUUACCCCCCCUCAUCUAUAGCCCAAGAGCCCCCCAGCACGCUGCACCGGCCCCAGCCGCUGCCCCCCUCGUCGGCCCACCAGGCCUCCGGGGGGGGCGGUCAGGGAGAGGCCGGCUCUGGCUACUGCCUGGCCUCCGGACGGCACUCCUUCUCGGGCUACUCCGACGGCUUCGGGGGAUCGACCAAUCCCAUGAACCCCGCCAUUGGAAACGGGCUCUCUCCACAGGUGAUGGGCCUGCUGAACCCCGGAGGGGUGCCGCAUCAGCCUCAGAGUGACUACGCCAUCUCCCCGCUGACGGGGGGGCUGGAGCCCCCCGCGGGCAUGGCGGCCAGCUGCAGCCAGCGCAUGGACCACAUCAAAGGCCUGGAGGGCCUGGGCAGUGUCCCCUCCAUGUCGGCCCUGCCCUCCCUGCCCAGCUCUCAGUCCUACUGCCCGCCGUCCUACAGCUCAUCGGGCUACACCGUCGACCAUGUUGCGUCCUACCAGUAUGGCCAAUAUGGACAGAGUAAGGAAAGGGGCCGAGAGAGUCAGGGAAGAGUCACAGAGAUAUAA